Messenger RNA from Notodromas monacha, 6656 nucleotides. Lineage: Eukaryota; Metazoa; Arthropoda; Ostracoda; Podocopida; Cyprididae. The record is from the annotation of a GenBank genome assembly.
AUGCUUCAGGCAAGUGAUUUGAAAAGCGCAAAUAACGCAGCUGGAGUCGUCGGUGAUCUGCUGAGAGGAAUCGCUUUUUGCUACAUCGACUUUGAUUUCAAAUUGGUGACAGAGAAGGAUAAAAGCUUGUGCGAUUUUUCGACUGCAGCAGGAUUUGGAUUCGUAGCUUUUGUAACGAAAUCUGAUGGCGCGGUUUUGAUGCGAAAUCAUCCCAAUAAGUUUUGGCUUCCCUUUAGUUCGCAGUCAAUUCCGAAAGACUUCCUAUGUCCGGAUUCCCUAAUGUUGCUGACAUUAUCGGACGAUGAAGCGUCUGAUUUUGCGCCUUUAACUGAUGCAAUUUACGAGGCUUUCGAGUUCUGCAAUCUGGAUCACGGGAUUAUUGCAAAAACUCAUUCUUACAAACCGGGUAAUGCUUGGAAACCUUGCGGCGCGAUCGAAAACUUUGGUAACGAUUGGGAGACUGACUCUGAGCCAGAAGUUGAAAUUGCUCAGGCUACAGCAUCGUCGUCAAAUCCAGAAGAAGCCACUGAGAGCAGUUCGACUCAGGUUGAUCCAAAUCCAACUUCAAGUGAAAAUCUGGCAGACUUGGAAAUUCCUCAGUCUUAUUUUGAUGGUGAUCAAGAUGCUUUGGAGGAGAACCAGUUGGAAACUAGUCCCGGAAGUUCUGUUCAUUCAAUACCGAAAUCGCCGGAACCAAGUGGAAGAGGUAUUCAUGCAGUGUCGCCGUCUCCUCCUCCGUCGCCGACGUACGACCCUUUCGAUGCCUUGCUGAAUAGUGUAAAUGGAGGCAACAUGAAUAGGUUCGUUAGUCAUGGCUCCAGUGCGAGUGCGGAACGUUCUUCUUGCACUGAAACAAAUUUCACUGAUCCAGUGAGGGCAUUUUCGCAAGAAAUUUUCGUUGCAGACGAUGAAAUUGACGCACCCUCUGAUAAAUCCGACGAAGAGGAUUUUUUGUCAUUCAGCGUCGAGAGUACUGGCGUGUCGAUUGUGGUUGACUGGGCUGAAACUGUGAAAAAAACCAAAACGAAUCCAUUCGUGUCAAAGUUGGAAUCCAAGGGCGCUUCUGUAGUGCGAAAAAGGUUAAGUGUCGGAGAUUAUUUGUGGGUCGCGCACGGGAGCGACGGACCCGAAAGUGAACGUCUCCUGAGCCUUCCGUUGGUCGUAGAACGAAAACGAUACGACGACCUUUGGUCAAGCAUCAAGGACGGACGCUGGCGAGAACAAAAAAGAAGGCUGAAAAAGACUAAUCUCAAAGUCAUUUUACUCAUCGAAGGAAAACACAAUCCGCGCAUAAAUGGGUUUCCGAGGCAGAUACCGGAAGGUGAAGAUUCGGCUCUACAUCCGUCGAAGCAGUCGCAAGAACAAGCCCUUAUCAGUGCUGCAGUGCGGGAUGGAAUGACGGUAGUUCAUACUAAGAAUGUGGAAGAAAGUGUCAAUUACCUGAUACAGAUCACGAAUAUUUUUCGUGAAGUUUACUCGGGUCGGACAUUGUCCAGUGUGACCCAUCAGGAGUUCACUUGUCUGAAACCGAAUGACCCCUAUCCAAUCAAACUCAUGGGAUUCGAUUAUUUGCAGAAGUUCGCAGUGAAGACGCCGGGAUAUUCUGUGCGUGACGUACUUGCACAAGGACUGCUUCAGGUGAAAGGACUGACAGAAUCGAAGGCGAAGGAAAUCGUGACCAAGUACCCAACGUACAGGGCAUUGUGGAAUGCGUACUUGGCUAUCGGUGAGGAGCCCUCAGAUCCAAACGUUGGGAAAGACCCAGUUGCUGACGAGAAGAAGAAAUUGCUGAAGGAUUUAAUUGACCAGGGAACUGGUCAGAAAAUUGGACCCGCCGUCAGCGCUGUCGUUUGGCGAACUGUUGUUGGUAAAGAAGCUGAAAGUCAAUGGCUGCUGGAUGCGGCGAAGAAUCUUGCUCUGCACCUGCGGGCAUUGGUUGAUCAGGACCUGGGUGUCGCCUCUCUUCAGACAAUCUUUGAUCGACGGAAAGGCGUGGACGUUGCGACUCGUAGAGAAAGAAAUGACGAAGAGUUGCUCUCUGAGGUGACGAAAUCAUUGUCCAAAAAACUGCUUCGUUACAGAAGAUUGCUCGAAACUGCGUGUUCUGCUGCCAAGUUUACGUGGAAUCCGGUGGAGGAUUUAAUGCACCCACAAGCUUGGCAGCAAUGGGAUCCGCUUCCUGAUUGCAAAAGUCUUCCUUCCAAAAUUCUCCGUUUCAACCGUUUUUUGAAAACGGAAGCUUCGCUAGAUAUUGCGUGUUUUACAAGUUCGGAACGAAAGGUGAUGACCCCCGAGAAAACCGUGGAACGUGGUUUGAAAAGGCAGCUCUUCGUAUCUUCGAAUUUGACGAACUCCCUUGCUCAAAAUCAGAAUGAGAUUCCGACGCUCAAAUGGCAAUUUCUCGUGUCUGGCAAUGGGGAUUUGAUUCGAUACCCAGCUGCUGCCACGGCAGAGAAAUUUCGUUGUCCCAAUGGGAAAUUCUGCUCGCCAUUCAUCGACAAUCAUCACAAAGCGACGUUUUUUGAUGCCAAAUUUCCGAAGCGGAAGUUGGUUUUGGUGUUGUUUGAUGGGAAAUUCCGAUUAGGCUCGAAAGAAAGCGAAUUCGCUUUGGAAUUGUUGUCAUUGUUGCCAAAAAACGCCGAACUAAACGUUAUGAUGCUUGGAGAAAAUGGAGCUCAGUUUGGAGUGCAGCCGGGACCGCGUUUUUGCGAACACAUUUCUGCUGGGGUUCCUCACAUCUCAACGCCGCGGGAUUUUUUGGCGUGCAAUAAUGAGUCCUCCCAGUGGAGGCGAAGAUCUUUUGUCACCGUCUCCGCUCCUGCACUGGGUUGCCUGGCUGCUUUUCUGGAUCGUGGAAUGAACAAGACUUCAGGUGUGAAUUUAUCAGCUGGCAUAACAGCUGCGGUGUCCCUCAUUCAACGGGAAUUGGAUGCAUUGAAGAAUUGGGAAUCCUGUGGCAACAAUCUAGUUGAUUCCUGUGCCCUCAGGGACGUUCAUCUCGUCUAUGUCGCCGACAAAAUGGACUCGCUUUUGCAAAACCAGGGAACACUUCUAGAUACUCUGCUUGGAGUUUCUUCUGUUCGUUUCUCACUUCUGCUUCCGAGCAGUGUCGCUGAUGUACAGCUUCUGAGCAUUUGCAAAGUGUUCCAUUGCCUGAAAUGGUUGAGUGAAGAAUUUACUGAAGAUUCUUUGAAUGCGUUUGAUGUUUGGGAUACGAUUUUUGCCGACGGAGAUUCGAGGGAGACAAAAAUGCGGCUUGCACCUCCGAUUUGGGACGACGUUUCUCAAGGACUUUUAGUUACUGCUUCUCAGUGGUGUGAGCAGGAGAAGGUCGCUGCUGGUUUGGACGUUUCUUUGGAAGAAUUCACAGAUCCUGCAACGUAUUGCUCCAUCCAUGAUAAUCGCAAAUAUUGUUUCGUGAUCGAUGGAUCAGGUCGAACACUGGCCCAUCCUGUUCUAAUCAACCCGCGUUCUGCGAAGGAUCAAGCGCCAAUUGUGUACAUCGCAGACGUCGAAAGAGAUCACGGAUUUGCAGAUAUUUUGCCAUCCAUUUUGGGGGAAAGUUCUGGACAGCGAAACACGACCAGCAUUCGAUACAAGUGGAAGCACACGGAACCAUCAUAUCUCAUUUUCGUGAUCGCUGAGAAAACGUCAAAACCCGGAGAAAAAUUGUCAGACGAAAAACGCGACGCUGUAAAUGGCCCCUGGCCAGCGUCAGAGGAGAAAACCGCUGGAGCUGGGCAACUGGUUCACCAUAGACUAGUAGACCUGGGUUUGCCAGGAAAAGGUCUCCGAUUUUGCAAACAUUUCCAGCGACUCGCCACCCUCGAUAAAAGCUCCGUGAUGUUUAGUCCGGCUGCGUUGCUUGAUCCGCAUUUGACGCUAACCAGAGACGCGGAGGAAAACCCGGGGGCAGCUGCUGCCCGAGCCCAGGCCUACGCGGGCUACCUGUGGGACACCACGCAUCUCGUGGGCAACCCUGGCCUGAGAGACGGAGUCAAGACGGACGCCCAAGACCUGGGGUUGCUUAGCAUGCACUGGCGAUCCUGGCCUGGCGACCAACAAACUUGGAGAUCCGUGGUGCGGAAAUAUGCGGCGACGGCUUUGGGAGUUUCCAUCAGUUUUCCGGGAAUCGGUGGAAAUUCAGAAGAUCUGACUGCUUUUGAUCCGUUUAAACAAGCAUGGUAUCUCAGGGCAGCCAAUUUUUUGGGUAGUGUGGUGAUAUCUCAACCCUGGCUGGAUGCGGAUGGCGCCGGGUUUUUAGUCACCAUUAGCAACGCUGUGAAGAAACCGGGCAUUGAAAAUGUUCAUGCUGUUCUCGGCAUGGACGUUUCGAUGGGCUUCAUUUACCGAAUGAUGGCAGAGGUCGUUCCUGGCUGUAAAACAGAAUCAUCGAAGGAAAUAACGUGUUUCUUGAUGGACGAGAAAGGAUACGUCGUGUCUCACCCGAGUCUCUUCUUGCCGAAGUCUCCGCUCGCAACUGUGGCCAGAGGCGGAAGAUUACCCGGAGACUUCUUUUUCCCUGGGAUGCACAAGAAGUUGGCAUCUUCAUCGAGUUUUCGAUUGAAGAAGAAACGGGACACGGAACGACUUCACGUGGCGGAUGUGGAGCCAGUUUUGGCCAAUGACUUAUUGCAUCAGGAUGGGAUUGUGGAGAAGCUGUUGUGUGAUCAACCGGCUGACGGAACUUCUCAGCGGUUCUGGAAAUUCCGAAGAAGCGUGAGCUCAGUUCUGAAAAGCCGGAUCCACGGCGAAAUGUGCGCGGCUUAUUCUCUUGUUUCUGUUCCGGAAACAAACUUGUUUCUCACGGUCAUCAACGUCACAGCAUGUGUGAAGAAUUCUGGUUUUGCCACAGUUUUUUGUCCCUGCAGCACGGAGGACAGGUCCUGUUUCUACUGCAACCGAAUGGAGCAAAAGGAGUGCGAGUGUCCCUGUGAAUGUCCUCUGACUGGCGACUUGACCUGUUCGUCAGUUGACGAGAAACGGAAUCCGGUCUGCGAAACCAGUGUUGUCGAUGGAGGCGUAACCAGUUUCAGAUCCUCUCAGAAUUGGAGAGACAGCCCGGGACGUGCGUCUUCGAUGUGGGUCAAGACUGGGUCAUCUGCGCCCACAUGGGGUCAAAUACCGCCGUGUUUUUCUUACGACUGCGGAGUACUUCUGGACGAGUGGUCCUGCAGGGCUUCAGCUGGCUGUUGGUGGUGUUCUGUUGCUGCAGAUGGUUUCACAUCAUUGAAGAAGCCUUUUUGUGGUGAUCAUGCGAGGUGUUCUUGGAGCGUCAUUGGCUCGACUUCUCCGUACAACGAAGUCCUGGAUGGUAGAACCAAUCCAGACUACAAUGGUGGUGAACGGGAGUCAGUCUUUGACCUGGCUAAGUCUACACCCGUUGGCCCAGUUGCGGGUGGCAUCAUGGCAGUUUUCCUGUUCCUCGCCUUGGGCGCGUACUGCUACUGGCAUUACGGUAACAAGGACCCCAGAGACACCAAUUAUCUCGGGGACGGGUUCGGCGGGUUGCGGUACCGCCAACGACGGAAUUUUGGAGGCCUUGGGGAAUGGGAUGACGAUGGGUGCAGUCCGGGCACCGGGUUGUGUGCCCAGGGAGGCGCUAAGGAUUGUUUGUUGGUGGACGAUGGGAAAGGACUAGACAUUGGGCAUGAUGUCGGCGCUGAAGAUGAUGAUGACCUGAGGGAAAUUCCUUCUUGUCUGAGAAAGGUUCCUGUGUCCGAUUCCGGUGGCGGGAAGCUGCGGAGAGUAGGAAGCAACACCAACCACAGGCGCCCGGGUUCCAAAAGGGCCGGGGCAGAGUCUGAUGACAUGGGUUACUCAACCAUGACACCACUGGAAGAUUGUUCAGAUGCUGCCUCGUGUAGGGGUGGCCGUUAUGUGCAUCACAGCGGUGGAGGGCCUUCAAGGAGAAGCAUGAUGGUUGAGAAUCCCUACAGAACUUCUGUGGAACCCAGACCCGCUUUUGGAAGAUCUCGGUCUGGAUCCUCCAGAACAUCAUCACCAGUUCUAGCCACAGAGCAGUCCGUUGUUUCCGCGGCAGAUUCCGCAAAUGGCACAGAUUAUACGGGAACAGCUGGUGAUGAGGAACUGGAGGAGAAGGGGUUUAUUGGCAGCAGUGGAGAGUGGACUCGUCCAACAACUGUGAUAUUACAAUCAGAUACGCCCAAUGUACAUUCUUGGGCGACGAAAUUAGAUGAAAACCGUGUUAUGGCAUCUGUUCAAGUUCACUUUGUAGAUGUCUGAUCUCUAGAAUUUUCCCCGCAAUUGCAGAAUAGUGUCAUCUACAUUCAUUUUCUGUUUUGAAAGUUGCUGCAAUUUUCUUCAAGUGAUUUUCAAAAGUUAUGGAAAACUCAAUUAUAAACUAUAGUAGAAUGAAAUUUGGAAGUUAGAACACAUUUUUGAUGCUUCGGAAAAAAUGUGGGACCUUCUGAGGAAAUUUUUGUGUUCAAAAAGGAAUGACUCUUGAGAAAUCGAAUUUUCUGGAGCGUGCCAAUGUGGGAGACAUGCUCUUCGAGACAUUUGAGCGACUGUGAUGGUUUGGGCUACGGCCCAUUCUUUACUUUCAUUUUUCAUGUCGUCGUGGAUGUUCGACAAAUACUUUGUUUACCUUCCCUUCAAAGCCUUUGAUCAGAUUUGUUCAAGCGUUCAACUAU